Messenger RNA from Lecanosticta acicola, 1503 nucleotides. Lineage: Eukaryota; Fungi; Ascomycota; Dothideomycetes; Mycosphaerellales; Mycosphaerellaceae. The record is from the annotation of a GenBank genome assembly.
AUGUCUUCAGCGCACGGCAAUGGAGGGAAGAUCAGGUUGCCCGGGGAUCUUGGAGCGAAAGACCCUAGACGGCCCAAAUCGCCCGCUGCUGCGACUUUGCCUGGUGAUUUGGGACCCAACGACCCGCGAAGGGCAAAGUCGCCAGAUCCUAGGAGCGCAACCACGAGUCCAGCACCUGAACCUUCCUCCCCUGCCCAUCACAGGAGGCAUGCCAGUGAUGAUGGCGGCGUGAGACUACCGGAAGAUCCGCCCGAGGACCGCUCGGAAGAUAGACACGAGAGCGAUGACGACGCAGACGCCGACAACGACAACGACACCGAUCAGGAUGCAGAUGAGAGCCAACGAGGUCGAGGUAGGAAGCGACCAGAACCUGGCCGAACUACAGCUGGAAAGGCGGUGAACUUGCGAGACGAUAGUGAAGACUCGCUCAGAGGAUCCGAAUUUUCUGCAACGAAGCCUGACCCGACCAAAGGCGAGAGCAUGAUCCAAUUCAAGAAAGACGCGAAACGGCGAAUCUAUAGUCCCGCGACGGGCAAGAGGCGCGUGCAUCCGUCUACUGCGUUCGACGCAUCUACACCAAUGCACUCGGAUGAUGAGUCCCAAUCAGAACUGCGCGCGGCACAGAAGCUGAAGCUCACCAUGUCCGCGAUCCACAGUACGCCCUCCGCACAUCGGGUCAUCCGGCAGAUCAUCCGCGGAGACUUUGAACAACUACAGCAGGAAGCCGAAGACGGCAGGAAGCGGCAAAGAAUGUACCUGGUGGCAACCGACCUCUCCCCCGAAUCCGAAUACGCUCUAGAAUGGACCAUCGGCACAGUCCUGCGAGACGGAGACACCCUCUUCGCCGUCUACGCCGCGGACGAGGAGUCCGUUGGCGCAGGUGGGGAAAGCGGCGGCGGCGUGGAAGUCGGCCAUGGAGCAGAGAGUGUCAUGGACACAGCAAAGAUCAUCAAGGGCCUCCCCGCCAUCCAGCAAGCGCCCAGCUUCGCCGCGCCUUCACCCCUCGGCAGGAGCAGCCUGGGAGGCUCCAAUCCCGACCUCUCCGUCCGCAGCCGCAGCAGAGGCGUCUUCUCCUCCGCAGACUCCGAACGUCGCAAAGCGCUCGAGAACAUCAGCGAACGCUGCGUGCGACAUCUCCGCAAGACUCGACUGCAGGUCCGCGUUGUCGUGGAAGUCUUCCACUGCAAAUCACCCCGGCACAUGAUUACCGAAGUCAUCGACUUCUUAUCCCCGACUAUGGUCAUUAUAGGAUCGCGAGGCCGUAGUGCUGUGAAGGGGGUCCUGCUGGGCAGUUUCAGCAACUAUCUGGUCACGAAGAGCUCGGUCCCGGUCAUGGUAGCCCGAAAGAAGUUGCGAAAGCAUUCGAAGCCCGCGCGGAACAAAGACGGUCUCGCGGUGCCGUACCAGGGAACUGGAAGGGCUGGUCGUCUGACCAACGUGAUUGAGAUCCCUAGAAAGGACGGGCUUCGAGUGAAGGGAUGGGACCAGGUGGGCAUCGACUAA